AUGCCCACAAUAUCUGGCAUUCUCUCCGAUCCCACGGAGGAUGCUCAUAACACGUUACGCGCUACUUUCUGCUAUCUACGGCUGCAGCAUGAUCGCACGUACCCGCCCAAUGACGAUUCUUCUGAUGACGACGAGAACUCUGCACCGCCAUCUCGUGCUUUCGGGCCGCCCAACCCAUACGAUCCACCCACACUCGCUGGAGAGCGUCUGCGCCUGCGACAUCGCAGUCUUGCCGUGCCCACGGCUGUGGACAGGUGGCUCGAUGCCAACCGAUGCUCGUGGCUUACACCUGACCCGCGAGUGAUGAACGCGGGGCUUCAUGGGCAACUCGCGACGUGCAAGGUCAUGAGGAUAUUUAAUCAGUCGUACGACAAGCCUGAAACGGACUCGUUCUGGCUUCUGAAGAUCCAGGUUAUCCUCGGCGAAGACUCGGGCGUCCGAGCUGGCCUGCGGGAAAGCCCGCGCGCGAUCCUCGCUCGCUGGGCAGGCGACGGCGAGCCACCCGACUGGGUGAUGCACAUGCGCAACGGCCAGACCCACACGUUUACGCAGCCACGAGGGGUUUUAACGGACACUUAUGCGGCCCUGGCCAAUAACUUGGAGAACAUUGACGCGGGUAUAUCUCCCGCCAUCUUGCGUUGGGCUCGAGAGGCAUCGCCCGUGCAACAGAUGCGAAUCACGCUGCGUCGCCGUGGCCGGGCUCCUCGCAACGAAGAUGGCGGCACUGGGUUACGUCGGUCACGUCGCAAGAACGGAAGGAAGAAGACGACGUAG
Molecule: messenger RNA, 774 nt
Organism: Peniophora sp. CBMAI 1063
Lineage: Eukaryota; Fungi; Basidiomycota; Agaricomycetes; Russulales; Peniophoraceae
Source: the annotation of a GenBank genome assembly